AUGAUGAACAUCUUUUUAUCAGUACUCGUACCUCUCUUGAUUGGCGUGGCUACUGUUCUCAUCGCUGUUAUUCAAUUGCAAAUUGCCAACAAACAACGUGCUCAUGAUCUUCAGAUCAGCAAUGAACGACGUGAACAAGACUUGCGUGCUGCUGCUACUUUACAACAAGAUCUGGUUCUUGCUGCGUACAUCGAACAGAUGUCUGAUCUGAUGUUGAGAUCGGGUUUUACCAUCAACGAUACAACAGUAGCCAAUAUUUGUCGCGCUAAAACGCUGACAGCUAUUCGUCAACUUGAUCCAAAGCGUAAGACUUAUUUGAUCAGAUUUUUAUAUGAAGCACGUAUGAUUCGCCAUAACCAGCCGCAUAUUGAUCUAUCAGACGCCGUAUUAGACAAUAUUGAUCUGUCGGCUAAGUAUACUCCUAUGGAAUGGGCAGCAUUCGAGGCAAGUCGUACCACUGAAGCCUAUCGGACUUCUCUCUCCGAAGUCUUCUUCAAACGAGUAUCCCUCAAUCAUGCCACGUUUACAAAUUUGUACAUUAACCAUAGUAGUUUUCAGGAAGCUUCUCUCAUAGGAGCCAACUUCACUGGUUCCUUAUUUUCAUCCGUGAGUUUUGUUCGUGCCAUACUACAAAAUUCCAGUUUUCGUGACGCAAAAAACACUAUUGCAAUCGAUUUCAAGUCUGCUGAUCUGUUUGGCUCGGAUAUAUCCGAUAAAUUAUUGCUUGAUGCAAUUUCAAUUGAAGAUGCUAUUCUCCCGAAUGGGACACGCGGUGUUCAACCAAAUUUGGUAGCAUAUGGAGACGCCGAGUCUCCGGAUUGUGAAACUAACGCAUCGAUACCUUCAGCAUGGCAUGUAGAACAAAUAUCUAGCAAUGUCACUUUGAGUGUAGCGAGUUAUCUUGCUGCUCCAAGCGUGACGUAUCCCGCAAAUGUGCAGAUACAUAGUGGCCGAUGUUUCUAUGUGGUACGUGGGCGAGAAGGACAAGUGAUGAUGCGUCAAACCAUACGCGCUCCAACGCGCUAUAUUGCCUAUUCUAAAAAUAUUAGUCUUACGUUUCUAUUAGUUUGUGCGCCGGUUGCAACUGUUGGACGAGGGCAAGCUUCUAUUCAACUUUACAUAGAACAAAUUGAUAACAAGGGAAUGUCGCUGGCCAACUAUACAAGAAAAUAUACCGCUCUAACUUCAUCGGUGCGAGUUGUUCAAUGGCACCCACAGGUUGAUCGAUUUAUUAUCACUUUGGUCUUCAAUCGAUUUUCUGCUCCAUUGAAUGCAAACAAUACAGACAGUGAUAUUUUUAUUUAUUGCGACAAUAUUUAUUUUACAGCGGUGCCUGAUCGUCGAGAAGAAUGA
This is a messenger RNA of Adineta steineri, 1353 nucleotides long. The record is from the annotation of a GenBank genome assembly. Lineage: Eukaryota; Metazoa; Rotifera; Eurotatoria; Adinetida; Adinetidae.